AUGGACCAUGUUGCAUCAUACAAAGUUACUCCGAAUGCAAAAUGUGAAGAACCAGUUUUUGUAGAUGUUUUUCAAAAGUUUCUUGGGGUGCUAUUUUCUUCUCGUGAUCAAGCUUGGGAUUUAUAUAUAACAUAUGCAAAGAAGCGUGAUUUUAGUGCACAACAAGGAACAACACGGAUAUAUAAAGAAGAGAACGUGAAGUUAGAAGAACUUUUUUGUUUGAAACAAGGGUUGCAGAAAUCAAAAUUAAAUAAUGUUGAUUGUCAAUGUGCUCAUCAGGCAAUCAUAGAAACAAAUUGCAAAGCUAGAAUAGUAGUGAAUGCAACAGAAACUGAAGAUCAAUGGGUUGUAAGUAAAGCUAAUAAGGAAUGUAAUCAUGAAUUUUACACAAAUGUUAUGACACCAUUUUUGCGUUCAAAUAGAGCCGUCACUGAGACUGGUCUGGAAGAAGUUGGUGUUGGUACAUCACAGGUUAUGAAUUAUUUCAAGCAUCAGGCAAUUUGUUAUUAA
Messenger RNA from Hibiscus syriacus, 510 nucleotides. RefSeq lists its product as uncharacterized. The record is from RefSeq and is a predicted model, not a curated record. The transcript has a single exon. NCBI's taxonomy places the organism in Eukaryota, Viridiplantae, Streptophyta, Magnoliopsida, Malvales, Malvaceae. Bases 1 to 510 code for a protein of 169 amino acids.